AAAGACUGUAAGGGCUAUGAACAAAACUGUAAAUAACAUUACUGUAAAUACUGUUAUAAUAAAAAAUAAUAAUAGUAAAAAAAACUGAAACAAUUCCAAUUGCUUUAUUUACUUUUCCAUAUAUUUGCUGAUUCUCUUUAAGGACGAUAGCUGAUAGAAUUACAUUUGGUACUAUUAUAGGCUAAUUUAUUGGCAGUGAAUUAACUUAGUUUAAUCGUGUAAUCAAUUAUAUUGUUCGCGACCAUUGUUUUCUUAAAAUAAACCUAAAAAAUACACAAAAAAGUGUGUCCCUGACUCCCCUGUGUUGUGGGCCGAAGAGCAGUUUACGUUCAGCACGAGAUUCUCGCUGAGCAUUGCGGAUAGCUAAGGCGCCAUUUUGGGAAGGAGACAAGCAAAAGCGGCAAAAAUUAAAAAGAAAAAGGAAAAAAAAAGAACACAUUAAACAGAAUAGGUAGCACGAUUUUUUACCGGAAUAUCAAAAACAGUACGUGGCUUAAACGAGAGAUUGUAUGCGUCCUAUGAGAAAGGGAAAAAUAGCCAAUAGUGUCGGGUUUCGCAGAAGCCAAGGAAGAGCCAAAUUCUCAGGAGCUAAUCAGUUGUUGUAUGGUCAGUAAAGAAAGUGGCAGUGUCGGUAUUUACACUAGUCUGGUGAAUACGAAAGUGAAGAACUGUUGAUUGCAAAUCAAUAUCAUUGAAAAGUCCUAUGGAAACAAAUGUGAUCAACCUCCGGAGCAGCGAAAGGAAAAUAUUGUUGUAAUGUAUUCCCAAUGAAACAAAGAAGACAGAUGUCCUUUUGGAAGUGACAUUUUGCAAGAAGAGAUUAGGGAACCCCAUUAAACGUUAAAUAUGAAUUUUUAAAGUAGUCCAGGGAUAUGUAGAAAUUAAUUUACAAUAAUCUACAGUACAGUAUAUACAGUAUAUGCUAACCUUGUUCACAAAUGUGGUGGUUUGGCAUGGACCAAGCAUGAAUCCGUAGGUGAUAUUUAAUAUAUAUAUAUAUAUUUAUGUAUGUAUAUAUUUAUAAAUUCAUUUGGUUGUUACUUCGAUCUUAAUAGUCUUAAUUAUUAGUAUGUACCAGUAAACACGUUUAGGAUUCCCAUCCUCAUGUGUGGUGUCCAUUCAGGGAAUUUAUAGAUGAAGGGACUAGUAAAAAUUUCUCUGGGUUUCUUAUUUCAUUAUGUCACUAUUUUUUAAAUAUGUUUUUAUAGCUAGCAUGAGGAUGAUAUCCAGAUAAGUAGCACGUUUUCUUUUUUUUCUUAUUAUUAUUAUUAUUUUUUUUUUUCUUCUUUUUUUUUUUUUUUUUUUUACCAACUUUUGUUUUCAAAUCUAGACCAAUUUCAUUUCAGUUGUAAAUUUUUACGUUUAAAAUUUUCGAAGAACCCACACAAUGCUUCACUACUGCAUAGACACGGUAAAAGCCUGAUCAUAUGUGAUUAAAACAGAGACGUUCCUUAGGGAAACAUGUUUUUUUUAUUAUUUAUUUAUCUAUUUAUUUUUUAAUUCUGAAACUUGGAAUAAUUUAAAUGAAGAUGGCAAGCUGAUUGAGGAUUAAGUGGCCAGCAUUUGCAAAAGGACCCGAUCUGCAAGAGCAACUUGGCAGAAGACUUUCGGGAUUUAUUUAUUUAAAUUUUAAUAUUUGCUUGAGAAAGAGAACAAGAAACAAACUGGAACAGAGCGGUUGAAAGUGCACCUGUGGGAACGCCUUGUUGUGUAGUAGUUUGGACCUGCCAUGAGGUGUUAAUGCCUUGUUCAAAAUUCUUAAGACCUAGACCUAAAUGGCGCAGCAUGACUUUGCUCCAGCCUGGCUUAAUUUUCCUACUCCACCUUCGUCAACAAAGCCGUCUCUAAACUGUGAAAAGCAACAUGAACCAAAUGUGCGCCUGGACAACCGCAGUGAUGUAAAUCACAGACGACGUAAUUCUUCUGAUGGGUUUGAAUCUUCUAAUGGCUGUACUGGAGGAGGAAAUUUUGGAAGGAAGGAAAAGAAUGGUUGGCGAGGAAGAAAUGGUUCUGAAAGUGUGAAUUCCCGUGGUGGUUACCAUGGUGGAAACUCCCGCUCCAGGGCUGGUGUGUUUCACAGUGGAAAGAACCAGGUGCUACGUGAAAGUAACUCAACUAGGAAUGAAAAUGGGAAAAGGGAAGAAAGAGAAGCACGCAAGCAAUUUGAGGCUGAGGAUUUUCCAUCCCUUAAUCCUGAGUCUGAAAGAGAGCAAAACCUGAGCAAAUCUGUUGCUGCUGGUGUAUGGGGAGAACAUCCACCGAAUCCAAAAUCAAGAACUUCCAAAAUGAUGGUUAUCAAAAAGGUGUCUAAAGAAGAUCCAUCUUCUGGAUUUCCUGCUGCAGGACCUCCCCAUCAGCAACCAACCAAGAACGGAACGGGUCUGAGUGUCUUUAAAGGGUUAGUCCCGAAACCUGCUGCCCCACCUGUAAAGGGCAGCCGGUCAAGCUCUUCAUCACCCAUAGACAAGAUGACUCAGCCUCGUUUAAUGAAACUGACACGUGUACGAUCAGAUAAGAAGAGUGAGUUUUUGAAGGCUUUAAAACAGGACAAGGUGGAUGAAGAAGAUCAUGAUGACAGAAAUCAAUUCAAGGAUGACGAAACACUUAACAUGCAGAACAGUAACAAUAGUCAUCGAUGUAGGGAUGAGAAUCUGAAUAGAUAUGAAAACGAGGUCCCUCGAGUGAAUGGUAAUGCACUAGUGAUCCGCUCCUCUACCUUCCCACAAGCUGAUGUUCUCUCAAGCUCUCUCGAGGCAGAGCACAGGCUUCUAAAAGAGAUGGGGUGGCAAGAAGACAGUGAACACGAUGAGACUUAUGCUCCUUUAACAGAGGAUGAGAUGAGGGAAUUCCAAGCCAUUAGUGAACAGCUGCAGAAAAAUGGCCUUAGAAAAAAUGGUCUUUCUUGUGACUUUAAAUUUGGCACCUGGAAAAACAGCACUUUUAAACCCACAGUUGACAAUGAUGAAGCAGAAACAAGCAGCAGCGAUACGUCAGAUGACGACGAAAUGUAAAAUAUGUUGGCAUUUUGUGGACUGCCUAAUUGUGGUGAUUUUUUUUUUUUUCCCCCACUAAUCUCUUGUGCAGUAAGCUGCAAAAAAAAAAAAAUACUGGGUUUCAGAAAGAAACCCACUUUGAGAAAUUUGACGGACAUCUUUGUAAUGAAAGAAAGACAGAGUUCUCUAUUGGCCUGAAUUAAACAUUGCUUUUUUUGCUCUGUAAAUGGCCUUUGUAGUAAAAAAAAAAAAAAAAAAAAAAAAAAAAA
Messenger RNA from Acipenser ruthenus (sterlet), 3262 nucleotides. RefSeq names its product vasculin-like. Gene Ontology annotation, molecular function: DNA binding; RNA binding. Lineage: Eukaryota; Metazoa; Chordata; Actinopteri; Acipenseriformes; Acipenseridae. Gene Ontology annotation, biological process: DNA-templated transcription; positive regulation of DNA-templated transcription. Gene Ontology annotation, cellular component: nucleus. The coding region runs from base 1776 to 3011 and encodes 411 amino acids. The record is from RefSeq and is a predicted model, not a curated record. The transcript is spliced from 11 exons.